Molecule: messenger RNA, 4211 nt
Organism: Vidua macroura (Pin-tailed whydah)
Lineage: Eukaryota; Metazoa; Chordata; Aves; Passeriformes; Viduidae
Gene: GDPD5
Product: glycerophosphodiester phosphodiesterase domain containing 5
Exons: 18
Coding region: 205-2073 (622 amino acids)
Biological process (GO): lipid metabolic process; positive regulation of neuron differentiation
Cellular component (GO): plasma membrane
Molecular function (GO): glycerophosphodiester phosphodiesterase activity
Source: RefSeq, a predicted model, not a curated record
CCGAGCCGGGCUGCGGGGCCGGGGCCGCGGCCGUGCCAGCGCCGUCCCUGCGCCCUUCCCUGCCGGCCCUGGCUCUGCCCUGCCGCCGGGGCCGGGCUGCCCUUCCGCGGGGCUCGGGAACCUGGCGGAUUUCCCGGCGGCUGCAGGGCGUUCCCAGGAGCUGAUGGAUUUGUGGUAGCUGGCUCUGGAGGGGCUGGAAGGAGCAUGGUUAAACACCAACCCCUGCAGUACUACGAGCCCCAGCUAUGUCUGUCCUGUCUGACCGGGAUCUACGGCUGCCGCUGGAAACGGUACCAGCGGUCACAUGAUGACACCACCAAGUGGGAGCGCCUCUGGUUCCUCAUCCUCACCUCAUCCUUCUUCCUCACCCUGGUCUGGUUUUACUUCUGGUGGGAAGUUCACAAUGACUACAAUGAAAUCAACUGGUUUUUAUAUAACCGAAUGGGAUAUUGGAGUGACUGGUCCAUUCCAAUCCUUGUAACAACUGCUGCUGGCUUUACCUACAUUACAAUGUUACUGAUCCUGGCACUGUGUCACAUAGCUGUGGGACAGCAGAUGAACCUGCACUGGCUGCACAAGAUUGGCCUGGUGACAACCUUGAUAACUACUGUGGUGACCAUGUCAUCGAUAGCACAGCUUUGGGAUGACGAGUGGGAGAUGGUAUUUAUUUCACUGCAGGCCACAGCCCCUUUCUUGCAUAUAGGAGCCCUGGCAGCUGUCACAGCACUGUCGUGGUUGGUGGCAGGGCAGUUUGCACGGACAGAGAAAGCCACCUCGCAGAUGCUGAUGUUCACUGCGUACCUGGCGGUUGUAGUUGCACUUUACCUCGUCCCCCUGGCCAUCUCCUCCCCCUGCAUCAUGGAGAAGAAGGCCCUGGCACCCAAGCCAGCCAUCCUGGGGCACCGUGGGGCACCCAUGCUGGCACCAGAGAACACUCUGAUGUCCUUCCAGAAGGCAGUGGAGCAGAAGGUGUAUGGAGUGCAGGCUGAUGUGGUAUUGAGCUAUGAUGGGGUGCCCUUUCUGAUGCAUGACAAGACUCUCAGGAGAACAACCAACGUGGAGGAGGUGUUUCCAGAGCGGGCCUACGAGCACUCCUCCAUGUUCAACUGGACUGACCUGCAAAAGCUCAACGCUGGGGAGUGGUUCCUGCAGAACGACCCUUUCUGGACAGCGGGGUCUCUCUCAAGGGCUGACUACUUGGAGGCUGCCAACCAGUCAGUCUGCAAGCUGGAAGAUAUGCUGGAGGUGAUCAAGGACAACACAUCCCUCAUCCUGAACUUCCAGGACCUGCCAGCAGCUCAUCCCUACUACAGCACUUACAUCAACAUCACCCUGGAAACCAUCCUGGCAUCGGGGAUUCGGCAGCAGGCUGUGAUGUGGCUGCCAGACAUGGAGAGGCAGCUGGUCAGGCAGGUUGCUCCUGGUUUCCAGCAGACUUCUGGCCUCAAGCUGGACGCAGAGCGCCUGAGGGAGAAGGGCAUCGUGAAGCUCAACCUGCGGUACACCAAGGUCACCAACGAGGAUGUCAGGGACUACGCCAUGGCCAACCUGAGUGUGAACCUGUACACGGUGAACGAGCCCUGGCUGUUCUCCAUCCUCUGGUGCGCCGGCGUCCCCUCGGUCACCUCCGACAGCUCCCACCUCCUCCGCAAGGUGCCUUUCCCCAUCUGGCUCAUGCCUCCAGACGAGUACCACCUAAUCUGGAUCACGUCUGAUCUCAUUUCAUUUCUUGUAAUUGUAGGAGUUUUUAUAUUCCAGAACUAUCACAUGAUCAGGUGGCGCCUGGGGAGCAUCAGGACCUACAACCCGGAGCAGAUCAUGCUCAGCGCUGCCGUCCGCCGCUCCAGCCAGGACGUCAAGAUCAUGAAGGAGAAGCUGAUCUUCUCAGGGUCUGGAGAUGCCCAGCAGGGAUCAGGGUUUAGUGCUCUGGGCACAGACAGAGCAAAAAGGCAACUUUGCUUACUGUGUGAAAUGCCAGCCAGAGGUGGUGAAAAUCAGAGAUCAACAGCGGCGUGGAGCCCGCGGACGAGCUGUCCUUCUGCUCCGAGAACGGCUAUGCCAACGAGAUGGUGACGCCCACGGAUCCGCGGGGCGCCAAACUCCGGCUCAGCUGAGCGCUCCUGCUUCCCGGGGCAUGGCAGCCUCUGAGGAACUGCUGCUGGGGCAGAAACCCGCUCCCACUCCCCACCACUGGCUGCUCCACCUCCCUGCUUGUGAGGCUGGGGGGCUUGUUUUUUGUAAAUAUGUAGAAAAUCUGAAUUUUUUUUUUUUUUUUUUUUUUUUUUUUUUUUUUUUUUUCCUUGAGUGUAAUUUUUCCAGGGCAUGAGUGAAAAUACUGUGUUCAUUAAAUCCUCAACCUUAUGGCUGAAGUUCUUUGAAUCUUGAUGUGAGAGCCUGAGUCCCCUUGGGGGGGGUUUUGGGAGCAACACGUUGGACCUGUGUCCCAUUUCUCCCCCUUUCCCUAAUCCAGUCCUUCCCCUGGUGCAGCGACUGUGUAGCUGAAUGUUGUGAUGUUCUUGUGAAGUGCUGAUUUUGUUACGGUUUCUUUUGUUUCCCCCCCCCCCCCCCCCCCCCCCGUUCCCCUUUUCCUGGGCAGUGAAAUUGUAGCUCUGAUGCAACAGGAGAAGAGAAGCUUGCCUAGGAGAGGAAUUCUCACUGCCCUUCCCUACUGAAGUUCAGAGCCAGGGAAGGACUUGCACUGGCUCAGUCACUUGGGCACUGCUCCUUGUCCCAUCCUCCUUCCCCAGAGCCUGGAUGCUCCAUGGGGAAUGGCCUUCUUGGAAUGUCCUGCCAGAGUUUUGAAGACAUUCUGAGCAUUGGCUGUAGAUUGGUCUCUGCUGGCAGCAGUUCUUGAUUUCUAUUUUUUUUCUUCCCCUUUUUUCUCUCUUCUCCCCAAGCUGGGCUCUGCUGGGAGCCCGGGUGGCUUGUGACAAGCAAUGCCAUGGGCACCAUCACUGCUGGGAUCUGGCUGAAGUGCCUGCCACUCCAAGUGGCAUUUGCAGUCACUCCUUGCUUCCCUUCUGGAAGAGGAGGUGAUGGUGCAGUGGGAGUUUCCCCCUCUGUGGGCCCAGGAGGUGCCCGUGGGUGAAGAAGUUGUAAAUAGUCUGGAAAGUGAAGCAGCCCUGGGAUUUAAUUUAUUCCUGCAAGGAGACCUUUGCUCCUUGCAGUAAAAGCAGGAUCUUCAAAAGCUGCACAUUUGUGUCCUCCAAAGGAGUGAUGGUCUUGCAGCAGAUGCUGACGGGCUCUGAGGGCAGAGGCUCCCAUCAGCAAGCUUCCAAUGCAAAAGUUUUAACCCAAAAUCUCAGACCAGAGGUUAAAAGUAAAAAAAAAAAAAAAAAAAAAAAGGUAAAAAAUAAAAAAAUAGAGGAGAAGGCAGUCUUGGGGAUGCUGAUAUACAUCACAUUCCACACCCAAAGCCACGAGAGAAACAGCCCUGAGCAGUUUCUUCUUGUUUUGGAACUGCUCUGUCCUUUCAAGCUGAAAUCCAGUGGCAUUUUGAAACCCUGACGUUUGGGCUUAGUGUCUUAAGAGUUGAGGGCAAAAGUGGCCAACUUAACUAUGUGGAAAAAAACCACGUCGCUAAUGACAACGUGAAUUUUGAUGCUUUCAAAAGCACCACCUAAAAUCAAGACUAUUCCUUUGCAUCUCCCCGGGGUUUUUAUGAGUGUAAGUGGAAUAAGUCCCUCCCUCUUACCUUCCCCAGAUACUGUCCUUCUCCAUGGUACUCUCAAGUCCGUGAAAUACGUGUCUUGUUCUGCAGAACUGCAAGAUUUUGGUGGAUUUGAAGGUAUUUUGAGAACUAAGUUACUUCUCCCUUUGACGUGGUGCUGUAUUGAACCAUUCCUGGUGGAUUGUCGUGGCCAAGGGAGAGAUGUUGUUAAACCUCAGCAUCUGUUGGUGAUCACCUGCAUGUUCUGUUUCUAUCCUUGGAGAACACUUUAUUGAAAGGUUAAGUGCUUAAAAGCUUGGAAGUGAUAAAAACAAACCAACAAAGAGUUGUUUUCACAAUUAACUUUUUUUUUUUUUUUAUUUAAACAAGACUCAAAUUUCAUGCCUAAUGCACUGACUGUUAUUGUCCUGAAUAUUUACUACCUUUUUUUUUUUUUUUUUGGAAAAAAAGCAGAGGAUGAUACUUUUUUGAUGAAACUAGAGCUAGAUCAAAAUAAACUCUGCAAUGCUCUGUGAAAUAAACUGUCAGUAUUCCCCUGCCA